Messenger RNA from Solanum pennellii, 750 nucleotides. RefSeq names its product two-component response regulator ARR14-like. Gene Ontology annotation, biological process: regulation of DNA-templated transcription. Gene Ontology annotation, molecular function: DNA-binding transcription factor activity; DNA binding. The transcript has 4 exons. Bases 1 to 750 code for a protein of 249 amino acids. The record is from RefSeq and is a predicted model, not a curated record. Gene Ontology annotation, cellular component: nucleus. Lineage: Eukaryota; Viridiplantae; Streptophyta; Magnoliopsida; Solanales; Solanaceae.
AUGGACAUUCCUGCCAAUUCAUCUGUUAUGGGAACUAAAAAUAUCUGCUUACUUUUAGUUCUUGAUGAUUUUACUUGUCAUAAUAUUGUUUCUGAUAUGCUUCACAACCAAACUUAUCAAGUUUUGCAUGUUGGAAAAACAAUGGAUACUUUAAAUGCUGUUUGGGAGAGAAAGAGUAUAUUCAAUCUUGUUCUUACAAACAUCCAUAGGCUUAACACAAAUGGGGUUGAUAUUCUACAAAUCAUCAAGAACAAACUCAAUCUUCCUACCAUUUUUAUGUCACCUGAUGAUACAAGAUGUGAAAAUCAAGUACAAGAUUGUUGUGUUGGAGCAUAUGUAGUGAGUUUCUCAGAUACAAAAGAGAUGAACAAGUUUUGGCAAAUGGUGUUAGAGAAGGAGAAAGGUAGAAAAACAGUAGUUAAUCAAGAGGAGAAUGAUUCAAGAUUGCCUCAGAAUGUAACUGCAGAGACAAGUAGAGAGAACACAACAUCUGCUGAUACUGAUGUAGCGAUAAAGGCGCAUGAUCUGAAGGGUAAGCGAAAAGCUAAUAGUGAAGAAAAUAGAGACAUCGAAAAGAAACGAAGGGUUGUAUGGACUCCAAAGAUGCAUCAAAGUUUCUUGCAAGCUAUCCAGUACUUAGGCUAUGAAAAGGCUGUUCCUAAGAAAAUAGUUGAAAUUAUGAAUGAGCCUGGAUUGACUAGAGAACAUGUUGCCAGUCAUUUGCAGGUGUGUUUUCAUUUAUAUUACUAA